CCACUUCUUAUACACCCUUUUCAAUAUGUUCUAUGCUUCUAUCAGUUUCUCACAAAAUCAUUUUUCUCUCUCAGACACAUUCAUUAACAACUUCAAAAAGAUUCAUCAUCAUAAUAAAGCACUUGAUUUUUAGUUACUAGACAUCAUUUAUGGCUUCCUUUUGGUCAUUUUUUGCAAUAUUCAUGGCCAUAAUAGCAUGCAAUUGUUCAUUAUCUUUUGCUUCUUCAAAAAACAUGCAUGUUUCAGCAAUUUCAGCAGCACCAACUACAUUACCAGAAUCUCCUCUCUUCUCUCCUGCAAUGUCACCUGAUAUGGAGCCACUUUUUCCAUCUCCUGGAGGAGCUGCUUUCUCUCCAUCAGAUUCUUCAUUACCAACAAUUCCUUCAAGUCCUAGUCCUCCAAAUCCUGAUGUCACAACUCAUCAAGGGCCUGUUUUCGCUUUUCCGCCGUCCGAAUCUAUGCCGGCUGUAGCUCCUUCUUCCAUGAGUUCAUCUCUCCCUAUGUAUUCAAUUUUACAUUUUGUUAUAAUGUUAAUUUGCAUUAUGCAGCUUUGUGACAUGUGAGUAUAACAUGUUGAUGUUUCUGUUUGUUUUCUGAAAACAUGUUAUUUAAGCAUUGUCUGUUCUCAAAAUUUAAGACUAGUUAGUGAACAUUUUAAGUGUCUUUUUUAUGAGUAAUUUGAAUGUAGAAAUAAUAAAUGGAGAUAAAUUUUUGUUAUUGUUCUAUGA
This is a messenger RNA of Cicer arietinum (chickpea), 728 nucleotides long. RefSeq names its product classical arabinogalactan protein 26. Lineage: Eukaryota; Viridiplantae; Streptophyta; Magnoliopsida; Fabales; Fabaceae. The record is from RefSeq and is a predicted model, not a curated record.